This is a messenger RNA of Protopterus annectens (West African lungfish), 1615 nucleotides long. RefSeq names its product myozenin 3 (gene MYOZ3). The transcript has 6 exons. The coding region runs from base 342 to 1136 and encodes 264 amino acids. Gene Ontology annotation, molecular function: FATZ binding; actin binding; telethonin binding. Gene Ontology annotation, cellular component: Z disc; actin cytoskeleton. The record is from RefSeq and is a predicted model, not a curated record. Lineage: Eukaryota; Metazoa; Chordata; Ceratodontiformes; Protopteridae.
GAUUGGAGGAGGAUGUAAAGCCCCAGUUUAAGUCUCUGCAAUUUUCCACGCCAAGGAUCCCUAGUUCUACUUAGCUAAAUUUAAAUAUGAUAUCAUAAGGCCUUCCAACAUCUUCCUUGCUGUGACUGAAGAAGCAGCAGAAGGCAAACUGAAAGGGUAAGAACCAAGGAAGUCAGUGCAGAAGGAAAUGAAGUGAACAUUAAUUUAAAAGUAAAAUUAAUACAUAAAAUAUCUGAUCAAAGAACUGGACCACUGUUUGACUGAACUACUGAGUGGCCUACUUCUUAGUAUUUAUCUUCACAUUUAAAAAAAAAAUUAAGAAAUAAGACAAUACAGCAAGAAUGACGACCUAUGUGCCAUACUCAACACUUACUAAAGAACACAAAGGAAAAGCAAUGGCAGUCUCCAGAGAAAUGCAUGGAGGCCGUUUAAAUCUUGGUAAGAAAGUAAGUGUCCCCUUGGAUGUGAUGAUGGAAGAGCUGUCCCUCCAGUCCAAUAAAGGAUCUCGCAUGUUUCAGGAAAGGCAAAAGAGAGUGGAUAAAUAUGUCCUUGAGAUGCCUGGACAGGCUGUGAACCACAAUGCCUCUGUUCAGAAUGCAUAUGUCACCCCAACAGUGGUCAGUCCAGGAGGAAAGGAAAAUUAUAGGACAGAGAUAUUUAUCAAUCAACCUACAAGCAAGGGUCCUCUUAAAACAUUCAAAAGAGGAACCAAGGCAUCAGAAGUGACUGUGAAUCCAAACCCCAGCGCUCUUGCUCCAGGUUACUCAGGUCCUCUAAAAAAUGUACCACCAGAGAAGUUUAACCGGACUGUCAUCCCUAAAUCCUACCAAACACCAUGGCAUCAGGCCCUCCUGAAUGAAGGAAAUGUCAUAGAACCUGAGACUAUCCAAAUCUCUGUGCCUCCCGGCAAACAGAGUGAGAUGCACUACAGAUGUUUCAACAGGGCACCAAUUCCAUAUGGUGGUUCAGCAGGCCCCAUAAGAGUGGUUUCUUUUCCUGAGACUCAGAUAUCACAGAUACCUCAGGUGGAGAUGGUACCCAAGAACGAAUGGGAAGAACUUUCAAGAAGGCCAAACUUCAAUCGAGCUCCACGUGGGUGGAUAAUGCAGCAUGUCCCAGAGUCUGGAGACCUGUGAAGAGGACAAUGCAGAAAUGUUCACUGUGUUUUUUUUCUGCUUUAGUGAAGGGGACUGGAACACUGUAGAAGAACAAUGAAAGAUGAUUCUGCCAUGUGGGUUGCUACCCAUAUUAUGCUAACUGCAGCUAUCACCUGCUCUCUGUGCAGUGUCACAAUAAUAAGCAUUUAAUGUGCCUUAUUAAUACAUGUCAUAUACACAAAUAUUUUACAGUGAAAGCAGUGGCUCUAAAUGUUAAAAUAAUGCAAUUCAAAAGGCCAUAGAAUAUAAUGAUUCUGCACUAUCCUAUUUACAGCUUUUAGAAAUCUUCCACAAAGCGCAUUGGCCCAACAUAUAAAAAUGUCUGGCUCUACCACCAGACACUGAACAGUGAUAUUAAUUGCAUAAUUAAGCAAAUAAUUGGAAUAAAUUAGAUCAGACAAAUACUACAAGGAUCAGUCAAAAUAAAUGUGGAAAAAAUAAAAGUUCAGCUUUAAGGA